GUGCGCAGUAAAGGGCCGCGCUGACGGGGGUGGCGAGGCGGUCCCUUCGAUCGUGGUUAGUUCGCUUUCUCGUGGAGAGUGAGGGCGGUUGGGAAGCCGGCUGCCGAGCCUCCCUCGGGGAGAUGCCCUUUGCUUCUCAGAUGUAAUGCACUUUAUUAUUCAGCAGUGAAAAUGAGUCAUACAGAGGUUAAAUUAAAAAUACCUUUUGGAAAUAAAUUAUUGGAUGCUGUUUGUUUGGUACCUAAUAAGAACAUAGCGUAUGGGAUAAUUCUUACACAUGGAGCAUCAGGAGACAUGAAUCUUCCUCAUUUGAUGUCACUGGCAUCCCAUCUUGCAUCUCACGGUUUUUUUUGCCUAAGAUUUACUUGUAAAGGCCUUAAUAUUGUUCAUAGAAUUAAGGCAUAUAAAGCAGUUUUGAAUUACCUGAGGACCUCGGGAGAAUACAAACUUGCAGGUGUCUUCCUUGGAGGUCGUUCAAUGGGCUCAAGAGCAGCUGCUUCUGUGAUGUGCCAUGUUGAGCCAGAUGAUGCUGACGAUUUUGUCCGCGGUCUCAUUUGCAUUUCUUACCCACUGCACCACCCAAAGCAGCAGCAUAAACUCCGAGAUGAAGACCUGUUCCGGAUCAAAGACCCUGUGCUCUUCGUGUCAGGCUCAGCGGAUGAGAUGUGUGAAAAGAACUUGUUGGAGAAAGUGGCCCAGAAAAUGCAAGCUCCCAGUAAGAUCCACUGGGUUGAGAAGGCAAAUCAUUCCAUGGCAGUGAAAGGACGGUCAACAAAUGAUGUUUUCAAGGAAAUAAACACACAGAUUUUGUUUUGGAUCCAAGAAAUUACUGAAAUGGAUAAGAAGUAAAUAUCAUGUGUUAAAAGCCAUGUUAUUUUGAAUUCAAGUACAGUUCAUUUGAUAAAGAACAAUUUACUUCUCAGCAUUGUGAGAUAUAUUUCAGACUAAUGUUCUUUAAUGUUGCCCUAUUUUUGAAACACAUUUUAAUUGUAAAAUUAAUAUCCUUUACAAAAUGUCUUUUGAAAGCACUGUUAUAGUUAUAUGAAGAUGAUGUACAAAUAUUGAAGGUUGUCUAUAAUUUAUUUUCGUUAGUA
This is a messenger RNA of Jaculus jaculus (lesser Egyptian jerboa), 1094 nucleotides long. It is a transcript of the gene Tex30, whose product is annotated as testis expressed 30. The record is from RefSeq and is a predicted model, not a curated record. The transcript has 6 exons. The coding region runs from base 172 to 849 and encodes 225 amino acids. NCBI's taxonomy places the organism in Eukaryota, Metazoa, Chordata, Mammalia, Rodentia, Dipodidae.